Messenger RNA from Mobula hypostoma (lesser devil ray), 9473 nucleotides. RefSeq lists its product as uncharacterized. Lineage: Eukaryota; Metazoa; Chordata; Chondrichthyes; Myliobatiformes; Myliobatidae. The record is from RefSeq and is a predicted model, not a curated record. Bases 207 to 4070 code for a protein of 1287 amino acids. Gene Ontology annotation, molecular function: GTP binding; protein binding. The transcript has 3 exons.
UCGGUCCGAGUGUGCGAAGAAGUUGCGCAAGACAAUCCUUGUACUGAAUGAGGAUGUGUCUUCUGACUCAGGUGCUGACGGUGUACAAAAGAACUAGCAGGCAAACGAGUCGUACCAUUGUCGACCCUCUUCCGCUGCGGGUGGAUGCUUCAUCUAGCAGUUUCAGGUGAGUGGUAUUGCCUGAGUCUCCAGCUCCUGGUGCAGACAUGAGUGAGGUUAUACAACUUGCUACUCUGGGCCGUCCUUUCCAGUUGGGAAUGCUGUACGACUGCCGGUCAGAUGUUCUGAUCCCAGGUAUCACAUUGUGGGAUUUACAGACACUCCAAAGCAAUGUUGGCACUCGCGAUCAGCCCAGCACUGAGUUUCAGAUCAUUGCAUCUGAUGCCAUGGAUGAGAAAGCCUCUGCACUUAAUGUGUCUGGAUCUAUGAAAGUCAGUCUCAUGUGUGGGCUAGUGGAAGUGAAAGGAUCUGCAAAAUACCUCAACGACACAAAGGGAUCAAAGCAACAAGCGCGAGUUACCCUUCAGUAUAAAACAACCACCAGGUUUGAACAACUGACAAUGAGUCACUUAGGGAGGCAGAAUAUCACCUAUCCGAGUGUGUUUGAUGAGGGGUCAGCAACCCAUGUCAUUACAGCAGUGCUCUAUGGGGCCCAGGCUUUCUUUGUGUUUGAUCGAAUGGUUUCCUCAGCAGAAAAAUUGCAGGAUAUCCAGGGUAAUAUGGAGUCAGCUAUUAAACGUCUCCCUAAGAUUGCGAUUGAGGGUGAGGCCUCCUUAAAAAUGACAGAAGAACAAAAAUCAAAUGCUGAGAAAUUUAGCUGCACCUUUUAUGGGGAUUUCUCUCUGAAGAACAAUCCCACCACAUUCCAAGAUGCCAUCAGCAUCUAUGCAACACUUCCAAGCUUACUGGGACCAGACGGGGAGCAUGCAGUGCCCAUGACAGUCUGGCUUUAUCCUCUCAAUAAACUAGACUCGACUGCUGUUCAACUGGUGAGAGAGAUAAGUGUGGGAUUGCUCACUCGCUGCCAGCAUGCCCUAGAACAGCUCAGUGAGGCAGUGAUGAGAUGUAACGACAUGCAGAAAGAAAGAGUUGCCAGUAAGUUUCCCGAGGUCAGGGACAGGAUAGUAAAAUUCCGAGAGUUGUGUCAGGAAUGCAAACUAGUUUUCCAGAAGACUUUAGCGAAAGAUCUUCCAAUCAUCCGGGGCGGUGCGGGUGAGGAAGAGUUACUGGUGGAUAUACUGAAAAAAAAGAAAGAGUCACCUCUCAGACACCAGUUGCUGAUCACAUGGCUGGAUGACAAGGAAAGAGAGCUGAAGGUAUUGGGGCAUUAUCUGAGGAUAUUCGAUGACAUAUCUUCUGUGAAAAUUGUACAUGAUUUGGAGGAUGAAUUGAUGGAUUGCGCAAUGGACUACGUGGUUUGCUUUGCCUUUACAACGCUGCAUCAGGAGGAUACCUAUCUGUCAGAGGCAAUCAAUUACCUCCAAUCAAACGCAAUUCCAAAGAUGCGAACACCAAUUCCUGCUGAUGGAGACUACCGAACCCAUCGUGGCGAGCAGUGGUUUCAUUCAGAAGUUGUAAAACGAAAGAUGAAGGAACAAUCUCAGCUAUUCCUUGAUUUUGCCACGGCCAACAAAUCACAUGGGAACAUAAAAUUCCUUGUUGCUUCUGUGAAGGAUGAUAGCCACAUAGGAACAUCGAUUUACUUGUAUGAGGGUCCGUGUAUAAAGAACCGAUGCUUUGAACCCCCAUCACAGCCCCCAAGAGCUGUGGCUAGUGGAACAACACAUGACAGCGUGACACUGCAGAUACACCCUCCUAGAUAUGGUACGAGUGAGAUUGUGGGUUACAAGAUAGAGUACAAAGCUACCCAGCAGGAGGAAUGGACAACUGUGGAUACACAUGAUAAAUCUGAGUCUUUUACAAUAUCUGGGUUACAACCACAUCAGGAAUAUUAUUUCCAAUACAGAGCAGUGACCAAGGUAGGGGUUAGCAAGGCCAGUGAUAGCUAUAGGCAAAUUACACUUCCUACAAGUUCACCUGGUAAACUGGUCUUCGAGGAUUGUUCAUCCUUUGCAAAACUCUCCUGGGAUAGCCCAAGUUGUAUUGGAGCUGGUGUUAAAAUAGUUCAGUACAGGAUUGAGUAUAGAGAAGAAACAGCUCUUACCUCGAACACAGAGGCUCCACUGUGGAUGGAAGUAAAGCCGACAGAGAGUGAAUGUCGCUAUAAUUUAAUGGGACUGCAACCUCGGACAGAUUACAGGGUCCGAGUGUCUGCUGACUGUGGAGAAGCAGGUUCGAGUGUCCCAAGUGAAGAGAUUUUAAUAAAAAUAGGAGAAACAACAAAGGAAAUACCCCAGACUCUUCACACAGAAGGCCAAUUAUUAUCUACAGGAAACCCUUCCAUUUACAUGGUAAACCUGCAGAAGGAGGUCUUUAAUGAGUCAAAGCAUCUUGUGAACUGUUUCUUUGGAAAACCCAGCAUAGGAGAAAGAAUGAAGACAAUUAUGGUUAUGGGAGCUACAGGGUCAGGAAAGACAACUCUUAUUAAUGGGAUGAUUAAUUACAUCUUGGGUGUGGAAUGGGGUGAUAACUUCAGAUACAGGUUAAUACAGGAAGAGACAGGAAAGUCCCAAGCUGAAAGUCAGACAUCCUCCAUCACUGCAUACAACCUACACCAUCAGGUGGGAUUUAAAAUCGAUUACUCGUUGACAAUAAUUGAUACGCCAGGAUUCGGGGAUACCAGGGGGAUAAGCCGAGAUAAACUGAUUACUGACAACAUUCGCGAGUUUUUCACCUCCCCACAGGGGGUUGAUCAGAUUGAUGCUGUGUGUUUUGUUGCUCAAGCCUCUUUGGCUCGCCUGACUCAAACACAGAAAUAUGUCUUUGAUUCAAUUCUUUCUGUUUUUGGCAAAGAUAUUGCAGAGAACAUUCAGAUAUUGGUGACAUUCGCAGAUGGAAAGCGUCCUCCUGUUCUGGAGGCUUUGAAGGUAGCUGAGGUACCAUGUCCCAAAGAUAAAAAUGGUAUGCCAAUUCACUUCAAGUUUAACAAUUCUGUCAUAUUUGCCCAACGUCCAGUAUCUGGAAAUGCUGCCAAAAAGAGGAGCUCUGAUGACAGUGGGGAAGAAGAAGAGGAUGAUGAUAACUUUGAUGCAAUGUUCUGGAAGAUGGGAACUAACAGUAUGAAGAAAUUCUUUAGAGCUCUCGACACAAUGGAGCCAAAAAGUUUAGUUUUGACCAAAGAAGUUUUGAGGGAACGUAACCAGUUGGAAGCUACAAUGAAGGGUUUGCAGAAUCAGAUUCAAGUUGGACUGACCAAAUUGGAGGAACUUAAGAAAACACAACAGGUUCUGGAGCAGCAUCAGAACAAGCUGGAUGAAAAUAAAGACUUUGAGUUUGAAGUUGAGGUCACAUAUACAAUAAGGAAGGAUCUUGAACGUAAUGCUUCAACAGUAAACGUUUGUAAGAAAUGUGAAUUUAAUUGCCAUGAUCCCUGUACUUAUGCUGCAUAUAUUUUAAAAUAUUGGUGUGUAUCAAUGGAUAAAUGGGGCAAUUGUAAAGUCUGUCCUAAUAAAUGUGGCAUGGGUCACCACUCAAGGGAAAGGUACAAGUAUGUCUAUGAAAAAGUAAAGAAGAAGAAGACAUUAGGUGACAUAAAGAAAAAGUACGAGAAGGCCUGUGGUGAGAAGAUAACACAGGAGAAGAUCAUGGAAGAGCUUAAGCAGGAGUUUGAAGGGGUUCAGAAUGCAGUGCUGGAGUUGAUUGUACAAUUAUCUCAGAGUAUUAGAAGACUUGAAGAAGUAGCUCUGAGACCAAAUCCUCUUUCCACCCCAGCUUACAUUGACCUCCUGAUUCAGUCUGAGAAAGAUGAAGGGAAACCUGGGUACAUGGAGCGAAUUCAGUCACUGACAAUGGUCAAAGAGCAGGCAGUGUUAAUGGAACAGGUCAUCAGCAAUGGCAAGCAGUCAUCAGAGGAUAUGAGACAAGAUCUACUGACAGGAAAGAAAGAUGUUCGGCAAUUGAUCAAAAGCAAAUGUUCUAAAUUUUCUGAUUGGCUGCUUGGUGAUAAGUAACUGGCAUACAUUUCAGCUAUUUCUAAUGUGGGGAGACAAAGCUUUAUCUAGGUGAUUUAAAAAACUGCUUAUUAUAUAUUCCCUCCAUUUCGUUCCCCAUCUGCCCUCAGUGUUUAAUGGCGCAUCAUCCAUCCACAGUGCUGGCUUCCUUCAACCAGCCUGGUGUGUCAUCCAGGUAGAGUCAUCACCAGAGGCUCUUCUGAGGCUAGCUGACAUGAACUGUUUCCUAUCUGUGUCCAUACCUUGGAGGCAAACCUUCCCAACAUCAAUGCUUUCCUUUGUCACAGGGUGUCCCAAGAUGUAUGUCCUUACUUCCUUCCUCAAUUCCCACUCUCUCUAUCCUGUCAGAUGACUCAUUCCUCCAUCCAUACAGGAUGACUGGAAAACUUCUCCCAAGUGAUGUCAAAGAACAUAGAAGGGCAUUCAGUCCACUGACCCAAUGUUGGCUUUCAAAGCAACCCAUUUCCCUGAUAUCCUUGUCAUCUUCUCUUGGUCAAAUGCCAAACAACCCACUCAUUCACGUGUAAUGGAAGGUGAAUACAGCUGCAGAUGUUGAAAAUAUGAAAUAAAUACAGAAGAGUUUGGAACCCCUCAGUGGGUCAGACAGCAUAAAUGAGAGUAAAAUAGUUCAUGUUUCAGAUCUAUGAUCUUCAUCAGAACUUUCAGAGGCAUUGUUUUGAGUAUCUCAGCAUGAGAACAAAUGCAGCAGAGAAGUAGGUUAAAGUGAACAGCCCAGACCCGGUCUUUAACAGUUUCUUUCUUUACAAAUGCUGCGUGACAGAGUGCUCUCAGCACUUCCUGUACUUACAGUAAUUCUCCCAUCAAUCACAUUCAUGGAGUGUGGAUGGGGCAAUAGGUAUCUGACGGAGAGAUUUACAAUAACCAAUUAAUUGAUUGACCUUUAAGAUAGUCUAAAAGUUAUAAAUAUAAAUGUGAAACAGGAACAUAGUGGUUUGGUGUACAGAUGCUUCAAAAUUUGGAAAUGGUAGAUCAGAAUCAAUCAGAUUUUAAUGGAAACUCAGGUUAAAUCUCGAUGUGAAAACCUGCACAUGUUGAAAGUCUGAAACAAAGAGACAUUAACCAACUCAUAACAUGAUUUCCACCUGCUCAAAACCAGCAGAAUUUAAGAUUGAUCAGUGGUGUGAACUUUACCCAGAGCUGCACUCCAGGGAACUCUCUGUUCCUGCAGCUCGCACCAAUGGUACAGGACAACUGGACAUUGGCCAACAGCCAUGGAACUCAGCAGGGAUGAAUGGUCAUAAAUGUGGUAAAUAUCUGGAAUGGUAGGAGUUCACCCGAAACCAUUGACUGGAGUGAAUAUUUCCAUUCAGACACAUCUAUCCCCUGAACCUCACAGAAACUUUGAUGACCCAAUCUAGAAGGAAGAAUCUGACCCCACAAGGUAUGAGGGCAUCCAUUACUGACUUCACAGGAAUCCUCAACGACUUUGUUUUGUGUGCAGUAGAUUGUUCUGGCAAUGGAGAAUAUCCGUGCCUUCAAGUAUUUCUGAAGGAUUCAGUCCUUCCACUUGGAUGUUCGAUGUCAUGAAUCAGUCUCUCAGCCACUCUGCACUCAUUGCAGAAGUCCACACAUCUGUGUUCUCUCUCUUUGCUCUUUAGGAUCUGCUCUAGCUUCUUCCUCCAACAUCUGUCCGGGGAGCUGGAGAGAAAUGUACUCCCUCAGAAGGUCAAUUAGAAAAGUUCCCAACCCCUCAUGCCUUAAGGGCAAAUACAGAGGAUGUAUCGAUCACACCAGGAAUUGACAGUGAUGGUUACUCAGUCAAACUUCUCACCUCGCAAUCAAAUUUUGCAUUGAUGUCAUUAUCACACUCAGGAGGACAAAUGGAAUAGGACAUGAGUUGAAUGAGCAACCUCCUUCCCACUCCCUAUCCUGACCAUUGGGGAAAACACCUUUGACUGCUGGGCACCGUUAACUGAGGAAUAAAGAGAGAAUUCCCGUAGGCAAUCUCUAUAGAGGACAUGCCUCAAGGGAAGGAUAGUCAUUGGACCUGAUGUACACUUGAGAAACAUUUGCAAAAGGAUCGUUAAGGUAUCAGACAUCAAAAUGCAGCUGGGAGUCAAGUGUUCAGUCUUGCACUCGUUAGGAUGUGAUUCAAUUUAGAGCAGGUUCCACUGUAGUGUUUACAAAGAGCUGUGAAAAUAUGAAGAAAUGCACAGAAAAUUUGGGAUCAGAUGGACAGCUCUUGUACAGACUGGCUGGACUUAAUGGCCUCUCCCUAUGCUCAGACCCUUCAGAACACAUUCUCAAUCUCUGUAUUUUAUUUCACCAGGCAGUGAGCUUCCAUUAGUGAGCCCUCAUUGAAUCUCUCAAAAUUGUAAAUCAGAAGAUUUGAUGAGGUAUAGCUUGAUGCAUUCCUGACCAUUUGCUCACUUAGGAUGGAGGCAGAGUGUCCGUAGCCUAGCUCACAAUGGGAGUGAGAGUUACUGCCUCGUAGUGCUGUGGUGGCAGCAGCCUAGCCUGUAUUUUGUAUAUUGGAAUGGAGAAGGGCAGAGCUUGCCCUGAGGCACUUGCUGCAUUGCGCCCCCACAACCAACCAAGGAGAUCAAAGCUGCUGUCCUCAAAAACUUGCGAUAAAGGCCUCUAGGGAUGCAGGAAAACCACCGCGUAUACUCUUUAUCAGAAGCCCUUGUUAUGCGACCACUGAUGCCAGGCAGACAAUCUCUAAAGGGAAUUGAUAAUGUCUCGGGUCACCCGUUUUAUAAAAACACUGCCCAGAAGAAAGCAAUGGCACACCACUUUUGUGUAAAAAAUUGUCAAAAACUAUCAUGGUCAUGGAAAGACUUUGAUCACCCACGUGAUACGACGCUCAAUGAAACAAACGGAAUACUCUGUAUUAAGUCUGCCAGUACAGAAACAGGCCCCUGUCUGUGUCUAUGCUUGCAAACUAUUACCUCUAUUGAUGUCAUUGUAUAGCAUUUGGCACGUAGUCUUCUGCACUUUGGCAUUUCAAGUAUUUGAAGUGCUCAUCUAAAUUCCUCGUAAGUGCGAGAUUCUCUGCCUCCAAGAUCCCUUCUGGCAGUUUGUUCCAGGUUUCAGCCACCAUCUGUUUCGAAAGGUUCUUCCUUAAACCCCUCUAAAUUUUCUACUUCUCUGCAAUCUUUUACUGUGUGAGGGUCCUUACCUUUAAUGUGAGCCAGCGAAUCUUGUAGGGGGCUUUUAAGAAAAGGUUGUUAAUACAUACCCCAUCGCCUCUCCUCAGAAAAUGUAUUACUCAAUCAGGAGCCCGCUGGAGCAUCGUUUUUCCCAACAGAAACAAAGGCUAUGCUGUCUCUCCUCAGGACUGAAAUGCUACAGAUUCCAGCCAGUAUACUUGCGACUCUGCUCUGCAUUCCGUCCCAUACAAUUGCAUCCUCCCUGCUGCGUGAAACCUAGAACUACACACAAUAAUCCAGCUGCUUCUUGAUAGAUGUUGUAUAAACUGUACUGUAACCACUCCUUACUGAGAAUCUAUGACAUGGAGUAUAAAGGCAAGAAUCCCCUUUGGCUUCUCUGCUACCUCUGAUGGGGCCGUCGGGUCACAAGCCUCUAAACAGAAACUGAAUGUUUCGUCCAAUCAAGAUGGCGCCAGCCAACAACGAUUCAUAGAAACAUAGAAACAUAGAAAAUAGGUGCAGGAGUAGGCCAUUUGGCCCUUCGAGCCUGCGUCGCCAUUUAUUAUGAUCAUGGCUGAUCAUCCAACUCAGAACCCCGCCCCAGCCUUCCCUCCAUACCCCCUUGACCCCCGUAGCCACAAGGGCCAUAUCUAACUCCCUCUUAAACAUAGCCAAUGAACUGGCCUCAACUGUUUCCUGUGGCAGAGAAUUCCACAGAUUCACCACUCUCUGUGUGAAGAAGUUUUUCCUAAUCUCGGUCCUAAAAGGCUUCCCCUCUAUCCUCAAACUGUGACCCCUCGUUCUGGACUUCCCCAACAUCGGGAACAAUCUUCCUGCAUCUAGCCUGUCCAAUCCCUUUAGGAUCUUAUACGUUUCAAUCAGAUCCCCCCCUCAAUCUUCUAAAUUCCAACGAGUACAAGCCCAGUUCAUCCAGUCUUUCUUCAUAUGAAAGUCCUGCCAUCCCAGGAAUCAAUCUGGUGAACCUUCUUUGUACUCCCUCUAAGGCAAGGAUGUCUUUCCUCAGAUUAGGGGACCAAAACUGCACACAAUACUCCAGGUGUGGUCUCACCAAGGCCUUGUACAACUGCAGUAGUACCUCCCUGCUCCUGUACUCGAAUCCUCUUGCUAUAAAUGCCAGCAUACCAUUCGCCUUUUUCACCGCCUGCUGUACCUGCAUGCCCACUUUCAAUGACUGGUGUAUAAUGACACCCAGGUCUCGUUGCACCUCCCCUUUUCCUAAUCGGCCACCAUUCAGAUAAUAAUCUGUUUUCCUAUUUUUGCCACCAAAGUGGAUAACUUCACAUUUAUCCACAUUAAAUUGCAUCUGCCAUGAAUUUGCCCACUCACCUAACCUAUCCAAGUCACCCUGCAUCCUCUUAGCAUCCUCCUCACAGCUAACACUGCCACCCAGCUUCGUGUCAUCUGCAAACUUGGAGAUGCUGCAUUUAAUUCCCUCAUCCAAUCAUUAAUAUAUAUUGUAAACAACUGGGGUCCCAGCACUGAGCCUUGCGGUACCCCACUAGUCACCGCCUGCCGUUCUGAAAAGGUCCCGUUUAUUCCCACUAUUUGCUUCCUGUCUGCUAACCAAUUCUCCACCCACACCAAUACCUUACCCCCAAUACCGUGUGCUUUAAGUUUGCACACUAAUCUCCUGUGUGGGACCUUAUCAAAAGCCUUUUGAAAAUCCAAAUAUACCACAUCCACUGGUUCUUCCCUAUCCACUCUACUAGUUACAUCCUCAAAAAAUUCUAUGAGAUUCGUCAGACAUGAUUUUCCUUUCACAAAUCCAUGCUGACUUUGUCUGAUCAUUUCACUGCUUUCCAAAUGCGCUGUUAUCACAUCCUUGAUAACUGACUCCAGCAGUUUCUCCACCACCGACGUUAGGCUAACCGGUCUAUAAUUCCCCGGUUUCUCUCUCCCUCCUUUUUUAAAAAGUGGAGUUACAUUAGCCACCCUCCAAUCCUCAGGAACUAGUCCAGAAUCUAACGAGUUUUGAAAAAUUAUCACUAAUGCAUCCACUAUUUCUAGGGCUACUUCCUUAAGCACUCUAGGAUGCAGACCAUCUGGCCCUGGCGAUUUAUCUGCCUUCAAUCCCUUCAAUUUACCUAACACCACUUCCCUACUAACAUGUAUUUCGCUCAGUUCCUCCAUCUCACUGGACCCUCUGUCCCCUACUAUUUCUGGAAGAUUAUUUAUGUCCUCCUUAGUGAAGACAGAACCAAAGUAAUUGUUCAAUUGGUCUGCCAUGUCCUUGCUCCCCAUAAUCAAUUCACCUGUUUCUGUCUGCAGG